AUGGCAAUAAUAACUCUGUUGAAAGUGAGGAAAAUCAUAGUCAUAGGAGAUCCACCAGAGUUAGAAGGGCUCCUGGAAAAACACUUAAAAUAUACUUUGGCUAUCACUGCCAAAAAGACUCCUAUAGAUUUUACAGCCUUACUUGUCUAUGUGGAUGACAUCAUACUAGCAGGAAAUUCUAUGAUAGAGAUUAACCGCAUAAAAGUUCUUUUGCACAACAAAUUUCAGAUAAAAAAUCUUGGUGAACUUAAGUACUUCUUGGGUUUUGAAGUGGCUAGAUCUAAGAAAGGGAUUCACUUAUGUCAAAGGAAGUACGUUCUAGACAUCCUUGAAGAAACUGGAAUGCUGGGAUGCAAACCAUGUUCUACACCUCUCUUAAGUUAUACUAGUUCAUUAUAUAAAGCAGAAAGCUACUUGGACAAUCCUAACUCAUAUCGGAGACUGAUAGGGAAGUUACUCUAUCUCACUAAUACUAGACCUGAUCUAUGCUUUUUAGUUAAUUUGUUGAGCCAAUUUAUGCAAUUACCCAUUGACUACCAUUAUCGGGCUGUGCAACACAUUUUUAGGUACAUCAAGUUUGAUCCUUCAAAAGGACUCUUUUCCCAACUGAGUCACAAGUACAAAUGA
Vigna radiata var. radiata (mung bean) is the source of this 627-nucleotide messenger RNA. RefSeq lists its product as uncharacterized. NCBI's taxonomy places the organism in Eukaryota, Viridiplantae, Streptophyta, Magnoliopsida, Fabales, Fabaceae. The record is from RefSeq and is a predicted model, not a curated record. The coding region runs from base 1 to 627 and encodes 208 amino acids. The transcript is spliced from 2 exons.